Messenger RNA from Frieseomelitta varia, 1940 nucleotides. Its product is annotated as E3 ubiquitin-protein ligase RNF25. Gene Ontology annotation, biological process: protein ubiquitination. Lineage: Eukaryota; Metazoa; Arthropoda; Insecta; Hymenoptera; Apidae. The coding region runs from base 163 to 1212 and encodes 349 amino acids. Gene Ontology annotation, molecular function: protein binding; ubiquitin protein ligase activity. The transcript has 6 exons. Gene Ontology annotation, cellular component: nucleus. The record is from RefSeq and is a predicted model, not a curated record.
AUCCAGUUGGUAGCAGUAAUAGUAGCAGAAGGCUUUCAAUAUUGACGCACAUUGACGCUUAUCGAGAGUCCUGUAAUCGUCGAAGACUGAAAAAAAAUUCUGCUAUUGAAUUCGAACUAAUUUUCACAAGAGCGAGAUAUAUUAUUAUAUACUUUAGGGACAAUGUCAGAGGCAGUAAUAGAUGAAAGAGUAACGGAUGAAAUUGCAGCAUUGAAAGCGAUUUUGCUUGACGAUGAAUUAAACAUAAAGGAAAAUGACAGAGGCGAACCAGAAUGUAUUGAAACUGUAUUGUUUCCUUCAACUGGUGAAGAUUCACAGUCUCAAUAUGUUUGUGUAACACUGAUUGUUCAGUUGCCUGUUGGAUAUCCUGAUAUAUCACCUACUAUUAGUCUCAGAAAUCCCAGAGGUUUAGAUGAGAACACAGUGAGGCUCAUGCAAUCAGAUGCAGAAGCAAAGUGUAAGGAUUUCAUAGGUCAACCAGUUAUGUUUGAACUCAUUGAGUUAAUAAGAGAACACCUUACGAGAAGUAAUCUUCCAACGGAUCAAUGUGCCAUAUGUUUGUAUGGUUUUCGGGAAGGAGAUGAAUUUACAAAAACUGAAUGUUAUCAUUACUUUCAUUCACAUUGCUUAGCAGCACACAUUGCUGCUGCAGAACGAUAUUAUAGAGAAGAACAAGAAAAAUUGCCACAAUGGCAGCAAGAUGCUACCAAUAAAUUCCAGGCCAUAUGUCCUGUGUGCAGAGAGUCCAUCAAUUGCGAUGUAGAAAGUUUAUGGUCUGCUCCUCCUCCAAUUGAUGUUGAAGCUGCUAUCGAUUUUUCAGUAACUACAGAGCUGAGAGAAUUACAAAAACAAAUGGCAGCAUUGUUUUUGAGGCAACAACAAAGGGGUGGUAUAAUUGAUUUAGAAGCUGAAGGUGUAAAAACAUUGGUUAGAACAGAAGAUGAGCCUGGCGCGACUACUGACGGACCCAAUCCUCCAGGAACCAGUUUAAAUGCUUAUUCAAACCAAAAUAUGCAACCUGUUAAUCAUAUGCAAAUGCCACAAUCAAAACAAUCUUCACAGACACAGAAUCAUGCUCACUAUCAAUCAAGACAACUACAUCAUAAUUAUCAUGGCCAUAAUAACCAUGGUCAUCGAAAUAGAGGUCGCGGACGAGCUCAUUAUCGUCGUCAAUUUGACAGAGUUAGGCAGACGGAAUCUACUCCCAGAUGACAAUGGGUUCGAGAUAAACUAUUUACUGUCUGGUCUCCUAUUUUGCUAAAUAUAUACAAUAAUAUGAAUAGCAUUAGUAGCAUAAUUAUGUGUGUAUUAUAUAAUAACUGUUUAAUUUCAAAUUACUUUUAUAUACUAAAAUUAUAGGUUUUGUUGUUCAGCAACAUUCCCGUUGUAAUGUUUAAAAUGGGAUAUGUUGAAACUUCCAAGGACUGUCUGUGUAGACUGAAGCCAUGGUGCUCUUUUAAACGAUCUACAAUCAUAAAAAGUUAAUGUUUUCCUUUUUUUUUCUUUUUUCUUUUAUACAAAUAUGUAUACAAACUACAAAGCUAUAAAUACUAUAACAUAUUACAAGAAAACAAAAGAAAGGAAAAACAUACAAUCAAAAUCUUAUACAAAAAAUAUUUUAUACCAGUUAUUUAAAAUUUAUGCUCUUGGAGCACAAAAGUAAUAGGUAUCACUUUCAAAUUAAUCAUUUUUAAAUAAAUUUUACAAUUUAUAAUACUCAUUUCUGUGCAAAAAUAUAUUAAUAAUAUAGAUCGUGCUAUAUAACAGAGCAAACAUGGGUCAGUGUUUAAACAGAUAUUUGUUUAUUCCUUUAAAGAAAUUAAAAAUUUAAUUCUUGCUCUAUGCAUAUAUUCAGAAGCAAUGUAAAUCUUUAGAAAAAGUAUGUAAUGCUAUUAUAUAUCAAAUUUAUCAUAUGAAAUAUACCUUUCAAGAGUUGAGAA